GACCUAUUGGGCUAAGUUAUCAUGGUAGGUAGUCAACAAACUAAAAACUCUGGUCUGAGACAUUGGGUUUUAUUAUGGUCAACAAACCGCUCGGUAAGUGUUGGCUUCUUCGAAAAGUGAACAGGAGUGUUCAGUUUGGCUUUUGUCCGCUUCAAAGUUCCAGUGGAAGAAUUAGGGCACGCUUUGCUCACUCAAAGUUUUCAAAAUCAUACUACAAUCUCAUACCUGCAAGCUGCCAAGUCGUCAUCGACAAUUGCAAUCUUGUUACAGAAUUGGGUAAAAUUGAAAUUUUCGGGAUAGAGUGAGCCAUGGAUCAUUUUUCGUUGAAGUGCUUGUUCUCUGCACUACAUUUUGUCCUUCCGAGAAAGACUCAUAUGCUUUGACUUUGAAAAGUCAAAUGCGCUUUUUCGCCUGUUGAACUUAUGGGGAUUUUUUUGGAAAUAUUAGAUUAUUUUUACCAUUCCCAACUCUUUCAAGCAAAUCAAUAACCCUAGUUCAAGAUUUUCAUCUGCUAUUCCCAAAUAAUGACUGCAGUUUCUGAACGUGAAGAUUCUUCAAUGCCGACCCUUACUUCUCAGUCAAGCAAUUGUCAAGCCAUUUUGAAUCCAUACAAGUAUCCAAAAUAUCUUCAGAUUAUGGUGGAAUGUAUGAAAUGUUCUUUUCUAAAUAAAGCUUUGUCAACGGCUGAAGAGGUUCCGAGGAGAAUCGUCACUUUAGCAUUCACUACAGCAAUUGUCAACAAAGGGAACGAUACAGUUUCUUUUGAACUUCAAGGUGGGAAGCGAACAACAAUUUCUAAGACAGAUUUUGCAAAACUUUUAUGUCUUCCAACUGAAGGACCAUAUGUUACUCCAACAAGUGAAGAGCUCAUUGAUGUGUUCAAUUCUAUGGGUCAUGAACCUUAUAUGAAGAAGGUAUCUGACUUCAAAAAGAGCAGGCUUCCUGCUGUUUGGAGUCUGCUAUUUGGUUUCAUUCUUCGUGGCUUAACAAGUCGUACUGGUGGAUUGGAUGCUGGACCCAAAGAGUUAUUGUCUCUUAUGUAUGGGUUAUAUAAAGGUGUGAAUGUUGAUUUUGCUACUGUGCUUUGGAAUGAAUUUGUUGAUAGUAUCAAACAUUCAAAAAGGGCAACUGAACUUUCUGCACAUAGAUUUUGGGCCUUAAUAGUUUCUCAGGCUUAUGAAUUUCACAAAAUUCCAAUUGAUGAGUCUGAAGUUCCGAAGACGCUGAUUCAUCAAAUUAGUAUUCCAACCAAAGCUGAUCAGUCUCAUUUCUCUUUUGUUGGUCAAAUUCCUGAAGAAAUGUUAAGUUUGAUUAAAUGUCCAAGUAGGAUUUUGGAUCAAUACAGGGCUUCUCUUAUUAUUCCUUACCCUGUUCGACCAACACCUCAACCACUACCUCAAGAAGAUGUUCAGAUUACAAGAGUUACAAGAAUGACUGCGCAGAAAAGAAAAACUCCAUUUGUUAAAGUUGAAGCUGUAAGAAAGUCAAAGCGAGUGAAGCAACCAAAGAUUGUUGAAGAAUCUGUUGUCGAAGAAGAGGAUGAGCAACAACAUCAUAGUGAUUCGAAUUUUGAAGAAGAUAUUCCUAUAACCACAACCCAGACAAUUGUCAAAACUUCUUUAGUGGAGACAAUUCCGAUAUCCACUUCUACAACUCCAGCCGAAACUACAUUGGUUGAGACAGUUCCCAUUUCAGAACCUGUUUUUGAAACACAUAUUUCCAAACCAAUGUCUAUCUCUGAACCUCUAACCAUUCUUGAAGAAGAAGAAGAAGAAGAGGUUGAUGGAUUUGUGCUUAAGGCCGGGGAGGAUCCUUCUUUUGAUGAUGUUGUUGAUGAUUUUGAGAUGGCUGCAUUUGGUGAAGGUUUAGUUGAUUCUGAUGAAGAGGAUGACGAAGAUGAUAAUCAGUCGAUGUCUAAAAGAGAUUUUAAGAAGUUGAAUCGUAAGCUUAAUGUUGUAUUACGAUCUCUUGAUUCCAAUACUCAAUCUGCCCAAUAUUCGAAUCAAGAAAAAAUGCUUGCUGAUUGGUCAGUCAUGCUUUCUGAUCAAAACAAAAAGAUUGAUUCAUUAACGAGUGGUUUUGAUCUUUUUAAAGCCCACGUAAAUAUUGAAAUCAAUUCCCAAAUGACGAAGGUACAAAAAGUUAUGUUAAAUGAGUGCAAAAAGCUUCUUGAUGAAAUCUCGAAGAUGAGAGAAGAGAAUGAGAAGUCUUUAAACAAGGUAUUUGGUGAUCUCAAAAGUGAACAUGAAAAUUCUCUCAAAAGUCUAAAUGAAUCUCUUACGGAAGCGAAACAGAGAGAAAUUACUUUACAAAAUGAGUUGACGAAAGCGUUAGCCCACAUUGAGUUUCUUCGCUCUUACACAAGUGUUGUUAAUCCGAUGGUAUCUUUGUCACCUUUGAAACAAGGGGGUGAAGGAGAAAGUCAGGAAUUGAAUCUCAAGAUUCAAGACAUCAUUCUUAUGUCAUCCAAAGGUACUUCUUCAUUUCAACCUUCGACAUCUGUUCCUCUUCCAUCUUUUGAAUAUACCUUACCAUAUACCAUAUCUAACACUGUUGUAUUUCCUGUUUCUACCCAAUUCAUAAAGAGUAUUCCUUUCCCAUUAUCAAAAUCUCUUUUAACUGGUUCAACUGCUGUUACUACGAUGCCUUUAUUAGGUUCUGAACCAACUUCAAAAGGAAAAGAAAAGAUAGAAGUGCUAAGUAAGGAAAAAUUGAGACAGAGAAAAACUGAGGAAAGAAAGUGUUCCCAAUUGAAUUUUGAUGCAGAGUACGUUAAAGGAGUUGCUGAAGAAGAAAAAAUGGAAGCUGAGAAUAGGGUAAAAUUGAUAAGAAGUCUGGGAUUUUCUGAAAAUACUGUGUUUGACCUUGUUCCCAAAGAAAGCUACUCAGUCAUCAAUUCUUUGGAAAAGCAAAUUGAUUUUCCUAUAUCUCCAAGGGCAUAUGGCUAUCCUAUAAUGGGUCCAAAAAUUAAUGAAAAUAUUGGGGAUUCAUUGUAUAACGAAAGACUUGUUCGUUUCUAUGCUCUUGUUGGGAAACCUUUAAAAUAUUCCUGGAGUCCAAAGAUGAUCAGAAGCGUUGAGUCUGUCAUGAAGACCGAAAGUUUUGAAAAUGUGUUUCAGAAUUUCAAGUUUGUUGUUCGGAGAGACAUUAUGGAUGAUAUUACUUUUACGAUUGCUGAUUUCCCAAAUCUGAAUCCACAUGAUUUAGUUGUUUUGCUGAAGCUUUCAAAAGAAUGGGGUUUGAAGCCAAAUUCUGUUGUGAUGCAGUCUAUCAAGGCUUUUCUCUGUUACUAUUAUAGAGACAUAGCUCGUACUGAUAUAGUCUUGGCUGGAGCUAUAAAUCAGAAAGUAAAGUUACCAAAUAAAGAUGCCGAAGGAAUGGAUAAUAUUGGUGGUGGAGAAAUGGUUACAGAACCAACAUGGGGUUCAACUUAUUCAGUUAGGGUAGCAGGUGGUAGAUCAAGGAAAGUAUUCUUCAGGAUGAAUGAGAAAGAGAGGUUCCCUAAUAACGUGUUGGAGGGAAUGAUUCAAAGGAUUAUGUUGAAUUCUAAGAAUUCCGAACCUGAGAGAAAGAAAGCUGUGGAUAUGCUAAGGUGGUGGUUGAAGGUCAGAGAAGUUUUGUUGGAACUGGUUCCUAUUUUAUUCCCAGAAUUGAAGAAAGAUUAAUAUUCAAAGUUACUGGUCACAAAGGGGGAGAUUGUUUAGUGUCGAAGUAGUUGUUGCAGUCAUAACAGAUCCCAAAUACUCAGUUUGGAUUUUUUGUCGCUUGAAAGUUCCAGUGGAAGUAGUUAGGUGCCCAAUCGACAUUAAGAAUAGCCCAUCAGUUGUUCUUAAAAGUUUCUGAUAAAAGUUUGAUAUUGUUCUUAAAGCUAAUUGAACUUUCAGUUGUACUUGUGCUGUGUAUGCUAUGGCUUUGAAAAAUCAAAUGCGUUUCUUUA
This is a messenger RNA of Lactuca sativa (garden lettuce), 3937 nucleotides long. RefSeq lists its product as uncharacterized. The record is from RefSeq and is a predicted model, not a curated record. NCBI's taxonomy places the organism in Eukaryota, Viridiplantae, Streptophyta, Magnoliopsida, Asterales, Asteraceae.